Molecule: messenger RNA, 3971 nt
Organism: Xyrauchen texanus (razorback sucker)
Lineage: Eukaryota; Metazoa; Chordata; Actinopteri; Cypriniformes; Catostomidae
Product: transmembrane and coiled-coil domains protein 1-like
Exons: 5
Coding region: 540-1895 (451 amino acids)
Cellular component (GO): endomembrane system
Source: RefSeq, a predicted model, not a curated record
AUUAUACAGUACGUAUGCUGCUGUUUAAACUGGUUUAUGGAAACAACGUUUAGGCUCAUUGUAGCAUUAAGCGACAGCAGUACAGGAUGUUGUGGUUCGAAAUCAGGCAUGAGUCGUGUGUGUGUGUGUGUGUGUGUGUGUGUGUGUGUGUGUGUGUCGCGCGCGCGCGCGCUUAUUAUUGUGUCAUUCAGGCUUGUGCUGCAUCAGUUCUUAAAUAUGUUUCCCUUUGCCAGCAUGCUUAUACAAGUCAGUUGACUCAUAUUUCCCUGUCGUUGAAGACUGCAGGAUCAGAGGUAAAGGAGUGCCUUGUUUGUAUGGGUGGCAUACUGAAAAAAUCAUUUGGUGUGUAUUAAUGGGAGUCUUUGUUCAGAAAUAGGUCAGAUUGCUCUUGUGUUAAAAACUGUGCACUUUGCGAUCCGGACACAGACAGUCUGAUCUGGACUACAUGAUCUGAAAGGUGUUUUACCUCUAAACCUGAGCACACUGACCUCAAUAUCAGCCCAUUCUGUCUUAAGGGAUUGUCUGUUUGAGGUGGACUUAUGCAGAUUGAGAGACUGGAGGGCAGUCUGGGUGAUGGGUCAUUGCUGGGGUUAGAGGAUGCCAAUCUGGACCCCCAGCGCACACGGCAGGCGAUUUCACAACUGCAGCAGAAGAUCUUGAAACUUACGGAGCAGCUGCGUAUCGAGCAGGCGGACCGCGAUGAGAACGUGGCCGAGUACCUCAAACUGGCCAGCAAUGCCAACGACAAACAGCAGAGCACCCGGAUCAAACAGGUCUUUGAAAAGAAGAACCAGAAGUCGGCAGCGAGCAUUGCACAGCUGCAGCGCAAGCUAGAGCACUACCACCGGCGCCUGCGUGAGGUGGAGCACAGCGGCGUGCAGAGGCAGCCCAAAGAUGUCCUGCGGGAUGUGCAGCAGGGCCUGCGAGAUGUGGGCGCCAGAGUCAUAACUGGCAUCAGUGAAGGAGUCGUAAAGGGCGGCCUGUCCAGUUUUUCUCAUGCUACGCUCCCCACCGUGGGCACAGUUGCCUCCAAACUUCGCGAGAACACUUCGUUGAUUUGCAACAAGUUUGGAAGUGCUGACAACAUCAACGCUUUGAAGGAUGUAGCGGAGGACGGAGAGGAAUGCCUGGCCACUGGAGGUCGCUCUCUGGGGUCUGCUGGCAGCCACUUGCAUUCGAGUCUGAAGUUUGAAAGCGACGAGGAUUGUUCAAGUGCUACUUCUGGAUCAGCAGGAGCCAACAGCACGACGGGGGCCCCCGGGGGCCCACCCAGCUCGAGGGGGAACACUCUGGAAAGGGGGCAUAGCGGUAGCUUAGACAUGCUGUUGCAGGAAGUGCAGGACUUGCGAGAUGCACAGACACGGUUGGAAGAGACGGUGGAAAAUCAGAAGUGCAAUUAUCUUAAAGAGUCCACUCAGAUGAUGCAAGCGCUUCAGGAGGAGAGGUGUGAGCGUUUAGAAGAACAACUGAAUGAUCUGACUGAACUCCAUCAGAAUGAGAUCUUGAACCUGAAGCAAGAACUGGUCAGCAUGGAGGAGAAGAUCACGUAUCAGUCCAACGAGAGGGCCCACGACUUACAGGAGGCUCUGGAGGCGUGUCAGACACGCAUCUCGAAGAUGGAGCUUCAGCAGCAGCAGCAGCAGCUCGUGCAGUUGGAGGGUUUGGAGAACGCCACAGCACGAACACUGCUCGGCAAACUCAUCAAUGUUCUGCUGGCGCUCAUGGCCGUCCUGCUCGUCUUUGUGUCCACUGUCGCCAACUGCGUCAUCCCGCUGAUGAAGACCCGAAGCCGCUCUGUGUCCUCGCUGCUCCUCUUCCUCCUCUUCGCUGUCCUCUGGAGGAACUGGGACACUUUCUCAGGACACACGUACCGCAUGCUGCACAUGCCGAGAUGACCUGCCAGCGGAGCUGCAGCUGCCAUUUGAUUGGACGGGGGUAUUAGCCAAUUCCCUCCUUGUUCAGUAGGAUGGUACGGACAUUUUGUAUUUUUGUUGAAUGGCUGUUUUGAAACAUUUUGCACGUUUACAACUUUGAAUGCCCUCGGAAUGCAUUACUUUUACUAUGAAGUUUGAUUAGUUAUAUUAAUAUUAUUUGUUUUUUAACGUUAUUGUUUUCUUUUAAGCAGUAUUUUAGUUCAAUGUAGCAUUAAAGGGGUAGUUUACAUAAAAUAAAAUACUGUCAUUAUUAAUUCACCUUCAAGCUGUUGACUUUCAAAACCAUAUGACUUUCUUUCUUCCGCAAAACAUAAAAAGAGAAUUUUUGAAGAAUCUUCACGUAGCUCUUUUACUUAUAAUGUCUGUCAAGCUCAAAAAAAUAUAUGACUACUCAAAAAUCUCAUUCAUGGUCCGAUUUUAAUCCCAUUGCUGCCAAAUGCUAUUGGUUUUUGCUUGUGUGGUUUUACACUAGGGCUGUCAAUUGAUUUAAAAGAGAAAUAAUUACUUGAUGUGCUGAUUCAUUCCAAUUAAUCCAGUAUUUACUGAGAAAAGCCCCCAAAAAGGAAGAAAAUUAUUAUAAAUAUAAUUCAGAUAAUUCAAAUGUAUCAUAGAUUGUAGCAGUUUUUACACAAUAUAAAAUAUAAUAUACAUUUAUACAAAACAACAGGUGUCAAAAAAGUCAAAAUACUCCUUGUUUUAUUUCUUUAUCAUUGAUCAUAACACUAUUAUUGACUUCCCUCUGUUCGAUUUUGAAUUGUUGGUCUUUGUACUCGUGCAUCAGACGGACGUGUUUGGAGCGUCUCACUAGUUUUCAGCGUCUCUAGUCAUAAGCGCUUGGAUUUUAGGACGCUGUGUCAAGGUAAAUGUAGUUUCAAAUGUUGAAAAACAUGUCUGGAGAUGGAAGACUGUGCUGCUCUUGUUGGUUUUCUGUACAGCUGGAGUCACGCUGACUGCCCCCUACUGACACAGAUUCACUAAAACAUCAAGGACCGACAUCAAACUUGAAAUGUAUGGAUGGUUCUUUAUUACGGAAAUAAUGUACGAGUCAGGGGCAUGAUUAAUUGCGUUCAUUUCUUUUGCGCUUUAUUUGUCAUUUUAUUAAUCACACUAAAUUAUCGUGUUAAAUUGACAGCCGUUGUUGGAACUGAAUGCAGGUGCGCCAGUUUGAAUAUGUGAGAUGGAGAAUGAGAUUUGAACACUUCAUUAGAGGAGAAUAUUUUUACAGAAUGAAAACCAUAAUGAUUCAUUUGUGUUGGUUCCUUAGACAGAGUAAAUUAUGAAUAAAUAAUGUGUUUUCUUUUUUUGGUGAAAUAUUUUUUUAACUGUUCUAUGGUCUCACUGAAAUAAUUUUGAAUGUCAUGUUAAGAUUGCCUUUUAGGGGGUGUAUGCACUUUCAGCAGUGUUACACAAUCCUCACUGUAUUCGCUGCACUGGAACAUGAAGGAAGAGCUCUUUGGUAAGACACCUCCUGGACUUCCGAGGACUUUUUUUUUUUUUUGGGUUAUAAACUGGUAAUUACGAGGGUACUAUGCUGGUUUGAGGACAUUUCUAGUGUCCCCAUUAUUUAAAUCGUGUAUUAUUCAGACUAAAUGUUUUAUUGAUAAUGUAAAAAUGCAGAAAGUUUUUUUGUGAGGGAUAGGGGACAGAAUCUAUAGUUCAUACAGUAUAAAAAUCAUUGUCUAUGGAGAGUCCUCACACUGAUAGCUGUGCGUGCGUGUGUGGAUUGGUUAAACCACUGAAGUGCCUUCCAACAUCAUCUACUUAAGACAUUUUCAUCUUUUAGACUUUGUAAUAAAGGCCAUUUCUGACUUGAGUUCAAGAGACUUCCAUUCAUAUAUUUGUGUAUGAAAUCAACAAUCACAUUAUUGCAUAGAAAUUAUUUAUGAAAAACAUUGUAACAUGUUUUGUGUGGGAUCUGAAAGACUCUAAGGAUCUAAGGAGACCGUGGAUAUUAAACAUGAAUAAAUGCUAAGAAUUUCACAUGCUAUAAUUCUCUGUCUGGUGUAUUGCUAACAGAUAUUAUCUGGAUUUACAACU